Molecule: messenger RNA, 471 nt
Organism: Mesorhabditis spiculigera
Lineage: Eukaryota; Metazoa; Nematoda; Chromadorea; Rhabditida; Rhabditidae
Source: the annotation of a GenBank genome assembly
AUGGCGUCCAAACAGACAGGCGGUUGGAUCUGCAACUUGUCGACUGGCAACUUGUUUGCGCUGCACGAGAAGCCGGGCGCCGAGGAGCGUGAGAUCUUUUCGAUCAUGGAGUGCUGCUACGAGAAUGGGCGCAGCUACGAGCAGUUCACGCCGGCAGACGCGCCCGCCAUCGAAUUCGACUAUUCGUUUGCGCUGCACCGCCGGCAACUCGAUGAUGUGCUGAAAGAUGGGAAAACGGUGACGCUGAACCCGAUGUACCUCUACCACGAGCACGUGUGGUGGUGCUACGGGUGCAAGGUGUCGAUGGCCGACGAUGGGAUGGUCCGCAUGGAUCUGUUCAGCAUUGGAGCCAAAGCUUUCCCGCGCGCCGUGCAACCCGGCGAGAUGACGCUCAACGCGCCCGGCAAGCAAAAAGCCCCGCCGACCGUCAGCCGCAAAAUCAGCAUCGCGCACCAGGAGCGUAAGGGAUUU